Messenger RNA from Ruditapes philippinarum (Manila clam), 2714 nucleotides. RefSeq lists its product as uncharacterized. The coding region runs from base 266 to 667 and encodes 133 amino acids. NCBI's taxonomy places the organism in Eukaryota, Metazoa, Mollusca, Bivalvia, Venerida, Veneridae. The transcript is spliced from 4 exons. The record is from RefSeq and is a predicted model, not a curated record.
CCCUUACAAGGAUUUACACAAUGCGAAUCGAACUGUAGGCCAACAGUGUGUUAUCUUUUAUCAGGCAGACUCGCUUAAUACUGUAGAGUACUAUUAAACUGUAAAACCCAUCAGCUGCAAUCGGGUGUGUAAAUAAAUAGUGUACCACAUUCUUCUGUGUGUAAUCAUUGUAAUGGAAUGAUUUUAGAAUGUGUAGGAGAUGAUUCUCACUGCUGUCUGGCAAAUAGAAACAAUUAUCUACUACUGAAACACCAACAUCAUAGACAUGGCGGGGAAGAGACAUUGUUCAUUGUUUUGUUCACCACAACCUAUAGCUAGGCUGGUACAGAUAUUCCCAAAACUUGCGAUAAUUUUCUUUGUGAUUCAUUUCACUGUGAUAAUCUACUCAUUUUUGAGCCCCUCACCACAUGCAAUGAAGUCCAACGACGUCCCACCUGGAGUUGUUGAUGAUAAGAUGCAGUCAGUUGGAAAUCAUAUUAGAAUUAAUGCAAAUAUAAAUGCUAGUGAUAAUAAUAUAUUGCAUCAAAGACAUAAUGAUGUCUCUUCAAGCAACAAGACCAAGUCUUUGUUACUUCAGAAACUCAUCCCCAAUGGUAUCCAUGGUAACAAAGGUAGAAAAGAUUCCAACAUAGAAGUUAAUGUUCACAAGAGGAGUAUAGAAAGAUGAGAAGGAUUACUACUAGUAUGAUUUAUAGUUUAUAUGCAUGCUGGAUUUUUUUGUGAUGUUACUAUGGCAACAAUUUCUGGUAACAAUGAAAUACAAAGAGCAAACACAAAGAGCAAAUAGUGUUAGACCGGUGAUAAAGAUAUGUACAUACAAAUGCAUGAUUAAAAGAAGAUUUUGUAUCAGAGCAACAUUUUUGAAAGGAAGCUUCUUCAAGAUGGUACAUGUGAUAAAUACACAUUAUAUAUUGUUUAAUUGAAAUGUAUUUGAUGUGAUGCUUUACUCCAAAAUUAUGUUUGUAGCUAGACUUAUAUUUUACAAUUUUGAUACAUUCAUGUUAGAUAGAUUAUCAAUAUCAUUACUAUGCAAAGCAUUAGUGCCAUAUUCGUAUUUAGGCAACACUAUGCCCAUUUUCAUUCUUGUUAAACUGAAUUAAGUAUUUUUAAAACAAUGUCUUUUAUAAUGAUGGUUUGUUUACCAAAAAUUGAUAAUUACAAAUAUUUAAAUAACUUCUUAAAAGACUGUACCACAUAUUUUACUGAUCCAUUCCAAGGAAAUAUACAGAUCAUGUUGGAUAUUGAUAGUUAAAACAGAGCAAUAAAACUGAAAACAAUCAAAGUUAAAUUUUGCAGAUAAUAACUGAUUGAUAGCUGGAUGGGCAUUAUUUCAUUUCGAGAUCUCACUUCUUUACAUUAAUUAAUCUUAAAAUUUGAUAUUUGUUGUUAUAAGAACAAUUUGCCAGUUAGUCAAGUAAGAUGAUGUAACCUAAUGUUAACCUUUUUUCUUGCAACUACAACAUAUGAUGUAGCAUCUAGACUUAGUCCGGCUGGUGUUCAUCCUAAAAGAAUGUAUUGCAUUAUAAUAACAAUUAACUCUUACCAUGCUAAAUAUCUGAACUGGACUUGUCCAUCUUUCAACCAGGACAAAAUCAUUCAUCAUUUUGGGUGGAAAUUUUCAAAAGACUUAAUAACGAGUAGUGCAGACCAUGAUUGGAAGGCAUGCACAUCUCGGUCUGCACUGGUUACAUUAAAGAAUUUUUUGCUGAUAGCAAGGUAAGAGUUAAAGAAUCAUAAAAAAUGGCAUUUUCAGAAGAUAUCAAAUAUACCAAUGAUUAUAGUGAUAUGAAUUUUGCAUUUAAGUAUUUUUUUAUGAAAAAAAACAAAAAACAAAAACAAACAACAACAGCAAGUGUUAAAGAAUUAUAACUGGAGCAGUGCGGCUUGCCUUCCAAAACUAACCAGUCUUCUCAAGAUUUGUGAUUCUUCUGAUGUAAUCAGAGGAGGAUACAAGUAUAGUUAGGUACUUUCCAUAGAAGGUGAACACAAUGAGUAUACUAAUGAUGGUGUUCAAUUUGCCUUUUCUCAAUCAAGUUUUGGGUUUUAUAUAGUGUAGUUAUGUUUUUAGCUCACCUGAGCUUGCUCAGGGUGGGCUUUUAGGAUCAUUGAAUGUCCGUCAUCCAUUGUCUGCCACAUUUGUUCUUUAACACUCUAGUGGUCACAUCUUUGCCUCAAUCAUCAUCAAACUUUGUCAGGAUGCUUGUCUAGGUAAUUGCUCGGAUGAGUUAGAACAUGGGUCAUCUCGGAUGAAAAACUAGGUCACAGUAGCUAAAAAUAGAAAAAUCUUGUUAACACUCUAGUGGCUACUGUUUUCAUCCAGAUAUCCUGGAAAUUGGUCUGAAAGUUUGUUUUGAUGAUUUCUAGGUCAAGUUUAAAAAUGGGUCAUCUGGAGUCAAAAACCAGAUCACACUGCUCAAAUAUAGAAAAACCUUGUUAACACUCUAGAGGCCACAUGUUUUACUAAACUGUCAUGAAACUUGGUCAGGAUGCUUAUCAGGGUUAUUGCUCAGAUGAGUUUGAUGGGUCAGGUGAGUGAUUUAGGGCCAUCUUGGCCCUCUUGUUUCUUUGUAUGUGUCAUUUGACAGCUCAUUUAAUGAGUUAACAAUCAGUGAAGUUAUAAUAGUUGAAAUAAUAGAUAAGUUACCAUGAUUAACAUGAUCUGUUUUAUUUGCUUGUCAUGUAGUUUCCAAAUCAAUUACAUUCCAAUAAGAUUA